GGGGGGAGAGGGUGCCGAGCGGGGCCGCGCGCCCCCCCCGCCACGGAGGAGGAUUGCUGGAUGAAGGCCGACCCCAGGACUCUGAGCCAGAUGUCCGAGAAAAGUUGGAUUUCUUUGUGAGCAGCUCACACAGCACCCGCAAGUGCCCUUCCCCUUUGUGGCUCCUGGAGGUGUCGAGAUCCUCAUGCAGACAUGGCAUUUAGAAGGACAGAGGGAAUGUCCAUCAUCCAGGCCUUGGCAAUGACCGUGGCAGAGAUCCCCGUGUUUGUUUACACGACGUUCGGGCAGUCUGUCUUCUCUCAGCUGCGGCUCUCUCCAGGCCUGCGUAAGGUGCUGUUUGCUACAGCUCUCGGGACAGUUGCAUUGGCUCUUGCAGCUCAUCAGCUGAAGCGUCGUCGUCGUCGAAAGAAGCAGAUUGCUCCGGAGAAGUGUGGCUUUAAGCCUGGAGGGAUCACAGUGCCCAUCUUGCCAACCAGAAGAGUCUCCUCCGUGAAGAAAGGGUACUCCAGCAAGAGAGUCCAGAGUCCUGGCAGCAAGAGCAAUGACACGCUCAGUGGGAUUUCCUCCAUCGAGCCCAGCAAACAUUCCAGUUCCUCCCACAGCCUCGCCUCGAUGGUAGUGGUCAAUUCUUCAAGUCCAACACCAGCAUCAGCAGGGAUGUGGGAGGCCCAGGCAAUGGGAGAUGCUGGAGCCAUUGGUGAUUCCAGUGCAGAAAGCCUUUACGUUCAAGGCAUGGAGCUGUUCGAGGAGGCCCUGCAGAAGUGGGAGCAGGCGCUGACCAUCAGGCAGAGGGACAGUGCUAGUACCAGCACCCCUGUGCCCUGGGACAGCAAGAAACAGCAAGAGAGCAUGUCUGAGAACAUCCCAGAGGAGGAGUCCCAGAAAAGGGAGUUCGCUGAGAAGCUGGAGUCCCUCUUGCACCGAGCCUACCACCUCCAGGAAGAGUUCGGGUCUUCACUUCCAUCAGACAGCAUGCUGCUGGAUCUGGAGAAGACUUUAAUGCUUCCAUUGACGGAUGGGUCAUUACGGCUCCGGACAGAUGACGAAGACAGCUCAGUUUCUGAGGACUCCUUCUUCUCUGCAGCAGAGCUCUUUGACUCUCUCCACUUUGAGGAAAUACCAUUCCACCUCUCUAAGCCAGUAGCAGCAUAUGAAGAAGCUCUGCAGUUAGUGAAAGAAGGGAAAGUUGCGUGCCGGACGCUGAGGACAGAGCUCCUUGGCUGCUACAGCGACCAGGAUUUCCUCGCGAAGCUGCAUUGCGUCAGGCAGGCCUUCCAGGAGCUGCUGGAGGAUGAAAGCAAUCAACUGUUUUUUGGAGAGGUUGGGAAGCAAAUGGUGAUAGGACUGAUGACAAAAGCUGAAAAGAAUCCCAAAGCUUUUCUGGAAAGCUACGAGGAGAUGCUGCAUUAUGCACUGAAGCAAGAGACCUGGCCGACAACUCAGCAGGAGCUGGAAGGAAGAGGGGUGGUGUGCAUGAGUUUCUUUGAUAUUGUGCUGGACUUCAUCCUCAUGGAUGCUUUUGAGGAUCUGGAGAACCCGCCCUCCUCUGUGCUGGCUGUGCUGCGCAACCGCUGGCUCUCCGACAGCUUCAAGGAGACGGCUCUAGCAACUGCCUGCUGGUCAGUUCUGAAAGCAAAAAGGAGGCUUCUGAUGGUACCAGAUGGCUUUAUCUCUCAUUUCUACUCCGUAUCGGAGCAUGUCAGUCCUGUUCUAGCCUUUGGUUUUCUGGGGCCCAAGCAGCAGCUAUCUGAAGUCUGCAGUUUCUUCAAGCACCAGAUAGUACAAUAUCUAAAGGACAUGUUUGAUUUGGACAACGUGAGAUACACAACAGUGCAGUCGCUGGCAGAAGACAUUUUGCAGCUCUCGCGGCGGCGCAGUGAGAUCCUCUUGGGAUAUCUGGGCACCGAGACUUCCCCUGAGAUGAAUGGCAUGCUUCCUGGUGAAAAUGAGACACUGAAGGAGCUCAUCUGAUGUCAGUCAGGGGAGGAAAACAGUUUUGUACAAGGACCUUUUUCCUCCCAGAGAUGGAUAAAACUACCUGCAAUGUGCAGUGGUGGCAGCAAGACUAUCUCAACACACAGCAACCUGGUGGGACCUUCUGCUUUUUGUAGCCAGUAGUGUUUGCUGGGAUGGAUCCAGGACCGCUUGCCAGCUUAUGGUUUGAAUUUCUUCUUUGUUCCACCUUCCUGUUCUUUUUAUCAUUAUUAUUAUUUUUAACGUGUCAUAUAAACCAUGAACUGCCUGGGCCCAGAUUUUUGCCCAAUUCUCUUGAAUAGGGCAACAUACGUACCUGUUUUGCCUGUGCGUUUUCUGGGAGAUAAUCCCUGACGUUUACGAUUGUGUGUGGGAGCAGGAACAUCACUGGUAAAUUCUCCACUUGACCCUUAGCUUCUCAAGAAGGCUUUGUUUCCUUUGGGAUUUUUAUUAUCGUUCUUCUCUGCUGUGUUUCUACAGACAUUACUGCUGAUUUUUACCUUACGUGUUUUAACACAUGCAAUGUGACUAGCAAAGAUUUCUUUCCCAGAGAGGAAGAAAUACUUCUGUAAAGCACUGAAGUAAAAUGCAGACUUUUGUAACCGGUCUGAAGCUCUAAGGAACUUGGUCUGUUCCCUCUGUCUCACUGCUCUUUGCAGGUGAGAUAACUGGCUCUGUGCCGUGGUCAUCCUUGCUUAGGAGAUGGCUGAAGUCUACGUUUGCCCCUAAGGCAAGCUAGUGUGAGGAGGGGGUGGAUUUGCAUCCUGCCUGUGCAUGCACAAAGUCUUCAACAUCCAUCAAAGUGCCUUGCUGUACUUCAGAAUGAGCCAGCAGCAGUUUUUGCUGGGUAGGAGGUGUGGGGUGUACACAAGCAGAGGGAACCGGUGUAGCGUGGUGCCUAUUCCUGUUAUGCACAAGGUAGUAAGAGGUGUAGAUGUUGGAUGUGAUGUACGAAAGGGGUUAUGUGUGCAGGUAGCUGGAGAGCUGGGAUCAAGCUGCUAGAGAGGAAAUGACUUUCUAGUCUGUCAAUCCUAAGAAACAUAGCGUAGUUUUGGGUAUAGAUCAAAUGCCUGUGUAUGUAUGACCUUGUAGUGCUGGGACGGCUCUUCUCAAAUGAUGUGAUCCUGACUGCACAGCCGGCACUUGAAAUCGGGCUGCUUUGGGACACGUGCUGAGUUGGAUACUAGCGCAGGAUAGCGGCAGUGGAGUGCGCUGGACUUGAGGCAGUCCUGGCUUUUGUGUGAGGUUUGCAGUGAUUUGCUGAGUCCUCUGAGUGCAAUGCCACAGAUGAAGGUUGAGGGUCCAGCCUGUGCUUUCUCCAGUUUCAGUCCACAUACAGCUCCAAGUCCCAGCCUCAGAAUGAGGAGGUCUUCAGGGAGAAGAAAGUGAGGACUUCCACAAAAACAGACUUCACUGUUUUUUCUCCCGAGUGAUUAGUUAUCCCUUGUGUCUGUUCCAGGUAAAAGGCAUAAGUCUUACCUAGCCAUAUCUUUGCAAGGGAAGAAAAAAUAUGUAAGAAUCUGGAGUUUCCAUAUGAGUGGAAAGUCAGUGCAUGGGCUUGGAGAAUACAAAUGUCUUCUUUCUUCCUCUUCAGAUAUCUAAUGUGGAUCCUGCUGGUAAAAGCAGGAAGGAAGUAAGCAGGCAAAAAGUAAACAGGAGGAUGUAAAAGGAGUAGACAAAUGCUCCUGAGAUGCUUGCAAGAGGGUAAGCAUAGAGCACGUAACAUCUGUUGCUCUAUAAGCACAUCAGACUGAUGUGGCUUAUCCUGAAGACCAGAUUAAUGCAAUAAACAAGACAGUGCUGAGGCAGAAGUGAGGAGCAGCUGACCCAGGUGAGGCUGCAUGAAAUAAACUGUUAUGAGAAGCAUUUAAGAGACAGCAGUUGAAACUAGGAAAGGUCUCGGAGGUGUCUUGCUCCUGGCAGCAUGCAGUGAGAGAAGAAACAGAGGAUGUUGUAUUAGCACAACACACCUGCUAUAUGUAAACUGUGAUUCAAAAGUACAUUAUAUUCUGAAAGCAAGUUACUUUGCCAAAAAAAGUUUAUAGUGCUUUGUGCUCUUGUAUGGCUGGUUUAGAAGAAAGAGGAACUUCAGCAGCUUUGUAUAGUGGUUAAAAAGAUGCUAAAAUGUGAAGAUUAAUGUAAUAAGAUGGAUUGUAAUUCUAAACAAUCAGUGCUGUUAAUUUCUCAUUUUUAGAGUUGUUUUAUGUGUAUUUAUUUACUACUUUGAGUGUCUUUUGGCCUCAGUGCUUGGGGCAGCCUGCCUGCUUUGUGUACAGGCAAGAACACUGGCCGCUGACUUUGGUCUUUUCGUGUCCUUGCAGGAGAGGAUACUGAAACAGGGUGGCCAUGAAGCAAACACUAACUUGCACUGCGGCUUUUUAAGCUAAGAAAUUGUGAAUUCCUAAUCAAUCCAAUGGAAGAAAGACAGUUUUAUUACAGCUUUAUGCUUUUCCUUAGCCCUUAUUGCAAAUAGGGUACACUGCCCUCCCAGUCAAGGUAAAGAGGAAUCUUCCUCAAACAUCCGCAGCUUCUUGAACGUUGAGUUCUCCCCCUCUGCCCACCAACACUAACUUGCUCCUGCACAAGCCAAGGAUGUUGUCUGAGACAAACUGAUUUUCUCUUUACUGGGGAGGAUGUUAAACUUCUCUACACCCGCCCUGCGAUUUCAUUGCUGCUCUUUCUCCUUCCCCAAUGCCAGUGUAGCUUGAGAGGAAAGGCAGAAGAAAGGUGUUUGCAGCCUCUGAAGGGUACUGUUCAGAUCAGCGGGUUCAGAGGAGCUGUUCCUGUGGAAGAAGCUCUCCCUGACCUGAGGGGUGGUGGUCAGUGACCUGCUGCGUUCAGCUCCUUCGGAUGCAACCCCGAGCAGGGGCUCAGGCUGCUCCCACUGAUCCCAUCCAGAGCAGGGCUUGGCCCAAAUGGCAACCACCUCAUACUCAUCUGUUUUGCAGGGUAGAGUAAAAGGUUAUGACCGAACAACUGUCUGCCCUCUGGCUUCGUAAGAGAUCACUAGAAAAUCCUGUUUUCCCCAGCAUAUUGUAUUUUAGCAAAGGAAAUCAUUCAGUAUUAGUAGCAGACGAGAUACGUAUUCGGGUAGAAUCUCUAGAGAUAAGAUAUUUGCCUUUUUUAUAAUGAACCCUUAUUCUCAAGGGGUUAAAUCAUUCUGGGCUGACACUUGCAAGAUUUUAACACUGAUGGGGAUUUAAAGUGGCUUAGCAGCUAUGAAAUAAAAUCCUUCAAUAGUUUCUGAUGCUUAAACAGAAUUUCAAAUAUGCAUGACUUUCAGUUUUUAUGUGGUAGUUGUAACAAGCUUCACCAGUGGUUGAAGUACGUACUCAGUACUUCAGUAUGUAUGUAGAGACUGCACCAAAUGGCUCUAGGAGGGUCUUUAUGAUCUUUAAAGCACAAAUACAUUAAUUAAAAAAAAAAAAAAAGAGGAAAAAUCUGCCUUGUAUCUAUGAGAUCAGCAUGGCUUUGAAGAGCAUGACUUGUGCUGUCUCAUACAAGGAGGUGGGAAAGCAGGAUUUUAUUUACCCCUCUUCAGUAGAACAUUCCUCUGCCAUAUGUGAAACUAAUGAAUGUAAACUUGUGCCUAUUUUUUCUUGAUUUCCUAAAGGUGUAAAAAUCUGUUCUUGUUCUGCUUCUUUUUCUUUGCAGCUAAUUUUUUUUUUUUUAAUACCUUUAAUCUUAGGAUGUGGGCAUUACAAGUCAAAUAAAACUUUCCUUCAUGAUUGUG
Messenger RNA from Gymnogyps californianus (California condor), 5707 nucleotides. It is a transcript of the gene MIGA2, whose product is annotated as mitoguardin 2. The transcript is spliced from 16 exons. Bases 193 to 1971 code for a protein of 592 amino acids. The record is from RefSeq and is a predicted model, not a curated record. NCBI's taxonomy places the organism in Eukaryota, Metazoa, Chordata, Aves, Accipitriformes, Cathartidae. Gene Ontology annotation, biological process: mitochondrial fusion.